This is a messenger RNA of Echinostoma caproni, 369 nucleotides long. The record is from the annotation of a GenBank genome assembly. Lineage: Eukaryota; Metazoa; Platyhelminthes; Trematoda; Plagiorchiida; Echinostomatidae.
AUGUCCACAUCAGGAACUAGCCGAGAUAGACCACAUAUGCGACUGGUUGUCUGGGCCUGUAAACUGGACACCGUGUUUAUUGUGGUCACGUAUAAAACGGCUCUGCAGUAUCUGUUCUGGUCCUUUUUUAAAGAAAUCAUUCACCAUGUUUGGUCCCCGGAAAUCACCGUUGCUUGCAUCCGCUUGCUUUGCUCUUCUGCUCUCAUCCUGGAUAGCUUGGGCCUCGGUGGUACGUGUGGUUGCGGUUGCGGUUUGAGUUCGGGUUCUGCUGGAGGUGGCAGUUCUCUGGGCGGUGCCGGCAGUGAUUCGGGCAAUGUGUACAGCGCACCAGCGAGCCUCUGUCGUAAGUCCGCUAUGUCGAAAUUGUAA